This is a messenger RNA of Striga asiatica, 1410 nucleotides long. The record is from the annotation of a GenBank genome assembly. NCBI's taxonomy places the organism in Eukaryota, Viridiplantae, Streptophyta, Magnoliopsida, Lamiales, Orobanchaceae.
AAAUAUGCGGCUGCCUAACAGCUAGGCCAACCUUGCAGUAGUAGCCUCACUAUAUUAGCCUCACUAUAAUUUGGUUAUAUAAUAAGCCUAUGCACGUCUUCACAUUUCUCACGCAUAAUAUAGAAGCAAAAUAAAAGAAUAGAAAAGAGAGAGAGAAUUAAAAAGGUAAUGAUGGAUAGCAAGAAAGGGUGUGUGUGUGUGACUGGUGGAACAGGUUUUAUUGGCUCAUGGAUUGUGAAAAUGCUUCUUGAAGAUGGCUAUCAUGUCAACACAACUUCAAGAAUUAAUCCAGAGUGCAAAAGGAACAUCAGCUUCCUAACGAGCCUCCCGGGCGCAUCUGAGAGGCUACAGAUCUUCAAUGCGGACCUCGACAGGCCUGAGACAUUCAGGCCUGCCAUUGAGGGGUGCAUUGGGCUUUUCCACGUGGCCCAUCCUCUGGAUUUCGAGGAGACAGAGCCCGAGGAUGUGAAGGUCAAACGGGUCACGACGGGCCUGCAGGGCAUCCUGCAGGCUUGCGCAGAUGCCAAAACCAUUAGGCGCGUGGUGUACACCUCGAGCAUCGCGGCCGCAUAUUUGGGAGCUAAGACAGGCCCAUCGGGCCUGAUCGACGAAAGUUCGUGGACUGAUGUGGAGUUCGUAAGGAGGCAGAGACCUUUCGGGGGCCCAUACUUUGUCGCCAAGACGCUGGCCGAGAAAGCGGCCAUUAAUUGCGCUGACGAGCUCGGGCUGGAUCUCGUGUGUGUCUUGCCCACUAUGGUCACGGGCUCAUUUAUCUGCAAGCACAUACCCUUCUCGGUUUAUGCGUCCAUGGCCCUGAUUUUCGCGGACAAGUUACAUUACAAGGAUGGCACGAGUUUGGUUCACGUUGACGAUGUUGCUAGAGCUCAUAUACAUCUGUUUGAGUACCCAAAUGCAAAAGGGCGAUACAUUUGCGUGGCUGUUGAGUUGACUAUAGAAAAACUAUGUGAAUUAAUUUCUGCUAGGUACCCUGAAUACAAGAUGCCAAAUUCAGAAUCUUGGAAGGAUAUAAAACCCCUUAAAAUUCCAGCCGCAUCCACGAAGAAACUAGAGGACACCGGGUUCAAGUAUGAAAACGGGCUAGCUGAAAUGUUCGACGAUGCAAUAAAAAGCUGCAAGGAGAAGGGCUUCCUCUAGAUUUCUGAUUCAUCAAUUCAAUGUUAUUAUUAUUUGCUUAUUAUGUGUGAUGUAUUGUUAUUAUGUGUUUCGCACUAGUUGUUUUUCCCGCCUUUUGUAUUAUUGUCGUGUUAAGUAGGCUUGUUGCUUAUACUAGUCCAUAUCACGUGCGAUGCACGAGAAAAUAAUAUUAAAGUUAUUUUUUAAAUUUAAAUGUUGUACUAAAUGUGUUUUAAAAUUGAAUAUUGAACUAAACGAUCAUAUUAAGUUAUUUUU